Molecule: messenger RNA, 1988 nt
Organism: Numida meleagris (helmeted guineafowl)
Lineage: Eukaryota; Metazoa; Chordata; Aves; Galliformes; Numididae
Product: serine/arginine repetitive matrix protein 1-like
Exons: 3
Coding region: 1-987 (328 amino acids)
Source: RefSeq, a predicted model, not a curated record
AUGGCGAGCGGCCUCGGCAACUACCAAGUGGCCGGAACUCUGCCGGGAAAGCGGGCAGCCCCGCCGCACCCCCCGCCCCGGCAACUCCGCAGCGCCCGGAGCCGCUCCAUCCCCGGGCCGAGCCCCCGCUCCGCCCCGGCCGAGAACUGCGGUGCCCCGCGGAAGAAGGAGGAGGAGGAGGAGGAGGAGGAGGAGGAGACGGCAGCCCCGGGCCCGGCGCGAGGCCUCCCGCCCGUCCUGCCCGCCGGCCGCCGCCGUAACUCCGGUAACUACGGGAAGUUCAAGUUGGGGGAAGCACGGGGGGGGGCCCUGCCCGGCGGCCCCGCUCCCUCUCCCCGCAGCCCCGAGCCGCGGCCGCACCUGCGGGGACUGCGCAGCCACCGACCCGCGCCGGCCGCAUCCCGCUCUUCCUCUUCCUCCUCCUCCUCCUCCUCAGCGGGAUCCCGCCGAGCCCCGCUCCUGCCAUUGCAGCGCGCUCGCUCUCUCGCCGCCAGCGCCGGCCCCCCCCCGCCCCAUCGAUCGGCGCAGCCCGGGCUCCCCCCGGCUCUGCCCCUGCCCGGCGCCGCGCAGCCCCACCGCCGGCUCCGGAGAGCUCCCGGAGCCUCUCCCUUUAAGCGGACCCGGUCAGUCCCCCCUCCCCAGCGCACACACACACAGACAUACAUGCACACACGCACAUACAUACAUACACACACACACACACACACACACACACACACACACACACACUCCUCCUCUUUCUCCCUCCCCUUCUUUCUUCCUCGUUUUGCCCAUUUCUUGCAACCGGAGUUUAUUCUGCCAACGCGUUUGUUACACAACUGCCCCCCCCGCGCACACUUCCAGCGCACACACACACACACACACACACCCCGGCAACAAACACAUCGGGAGACGGGAGAAAAUGCGCCGAGACGAGGAGACAGAAGGCCAGAAACUUACCUGCUCCACGACCGGCUGCCAAAGCUGGCGACUUUGCUGCUGAGCUGAAACUGCUAAUUUCUGUGACCAGCUUUUUUCUUAGCUGUGAUCUGGAUGAAUGAGUAGCUGUCUCACAGAGAUGACAAAAAUAAACUCUAAUCCCCCCAAAAAUUUCCACUACAUCUUUCUCAUGCAUAGAUUUAUGAUCUUCAAGCGCCCUGUGCAAUAUGCAAACUUUUGUGUGUGUGUGUGUGUGUGUGUGUGUGUGUGUGUGCAUGUGCUUGGGGGGGCAGGCUGUUGUAUUCAGGUUGCACAAGGUUUGGUUUGUGUCUCUGCUCCCCCCUCACCCCGGAUAUGAUGGAAAUAAUGUCUGAUUUCAGUACCCAAUAUAUUGUCCCCUCUACCCCCCCCAUUUAUAUUAUUGCUCUGAUGAGAUGUAUCUUCGUUUCUAGCAAGCGGGGUGAGGCUGAAGGGGCGGAGGGGAGAGAGAGAAAGUGAGGCUCCUACAUGGUGUUAGUGGUAAAAUGUUCCCUUUCCAUUUGUUCCCCUGCACUGUUCAAGAUUUAUGAUCUUGUUUGAAGGCAUAUUUUCUCUAUUGUUUUGUCUGGUUAGACAACCGUCUCUGAACUUCACUGUCAGCUCUUCAGCAGAUAAGGGUUCAGAAGUCACUUUUUUUUUUUAUUGGAAGAUUAGCAUAUUGUCAGAUUUGUCUUUCAGUUUCAAGACUUUGCAAUGCAGAAGCCUGAAUCAAAUGGCAGGAAAGCAGCUGCUGUUUCACAAAUGUAACCUUUCAACUUUCUGCCAGAUCUGAUACCCUGAAACAUGCACAGCCCAUGAUUUGGGGCUUUGUUUUGGCUUUGGUUUUUGCUCCUUUGUUGCUGGAACAAGCAAAGGGAGUUCUCGUCGUAGGCAACUGGGGUUUUUUCUUUCCACGAAGGGACAUUUUGGUAAAGGACGUGUUCUCCACACUUUAUCUCAUGAUGUAUUGCACCCUCACGUAUAUAGCUCUGUUUCUCUGUUGUCAAACCUGCAAUUGUCAAAAAAAAAAAAAAGAAAAAGAAAAAGAAAAA